Messenger RNA from Aphanomyces invadans, 1236 nucleotides. RefSeq lists its product as hypothetical. The coding region runs from base 34 to 1008 and encodes 324 amino acids. Gene Ontology annotation, cellular component: proteasome complex; proteasome regulatory particle. Lineage: Eukaryota; Oomycota; Saprolegniomycetes; Saprolegniales; Verrucalvaceae. The record is from RefSeq and is a predicted model, not a curated record. Gene Ontology annotation, biological process: proteasome-mediated ubiquitin-dependent protein catabolic process. Gene Ontology annotation, molecular function: protein binding; metallopeptidase activity. The transcript is spliced from 3 exons.
CCCUUCCGCACGUUUUGCGUGAAAAGAUCUGCCAUGACUGCCGCCGCAGAUGAACCGACGACGUCCGCCGUGUACGUCCCAGGUCUUCCGACGGAAGUGAUUACCCACCCUCUCGUGCUCUUGUCCAUCGUGGAUCACUACAACCGCGUGGCCAAGGACACGUCGAAACGCGUCGUCGGCGUCUUGCUCGGCAGCGUGUCCAAAGGCAAAUGCGAUGUCACCAAUUCGUUUGCGGUGCCGUACGAUGAGGAUUUGCGCCAUCCUACGAUCUGGUACCUUGACCACGACUACCUCGAGAACAUGUACGGCAUGUUCAAAAAGAUCAGUGCGAACGAGCGCAUUGUCGGGUUUUAUUCGACCGGGCCAAAGAUCCGCACGUCCGACUUGAGCUUGGACGAGUUGUUCCGUCGGUACUGCGCGAACCCCGUGCUUGUCAUUUGCGACGUCCGUCCCAACGUGGAGGGUCUCCCGACCACCGCGUAUGGCUCGAUCGAAGAGGUCGAAGAAGACGGGAAAGCCUUCAAACGGACGUUUAAGCACAUCAAGUCGUCGAUUGCCGCUUAUGAAGCGGAAGAAGUCGGGGUGGAGCAUUUGCUGCGCGACAUCAACGACCCGUCUGUAAGUUCGUUGGCGGGACAGGUCAAGCACAAAAUGACGGCACUCAACGGUUUGCAAGAUCGCGUCGAUGAAAUGCGACAGUACCUCCAGAACGUCCAGGAAGGCAAAAUGCCGGUCAACCAUCAGAUCGUGUACAACAUCCAGACGAUCUUCAACCUCCUCCCCAACUUGAACGUCGAGGAGCUUGUCCGCGCCAUGUUCGUCAAAACCAACGACAUGUACUUGGUGAUUUACUUGUCGUCGUUGAUCCGGUGCACGAUUGCCCUGCACAAUUUGGUGAACAACAAGAUCAAGUACAAGGAAUCCGAAGACACCAAGGACGAGACGCCGCCGGCCGUGGCGGCGCCGUCGAAGAAGGACGCUGCGGAUGCCAAGGCCAAACAACCCUAAGAUGACAUGUUGACAGACUGGAUUAAACACGAUAUGGCUACUGCAUUGAGUCGCUUGUACUGAACGAGCUGUAUGCACUACUCCUGCUCGUCCAUAAGGUGUCGUUUGUAGUGCCAGAAAUGAAGACGUCACGUCCAGAGGUGUAUCCGCUCACAUAGAUGUCCUCGUCGACGGGAGGAGGAGGUAGCGUUUGUCGUCUGCUGGGAAACGCAUUCUGGUGAUGUGUGU